AUGGUCGUAGAGACAGACGAAUCCCUGGUUGUUCACCCCCUGAAAGAUCCGUUGCCGCUGCCCCCACAAUUUGGAGGUCAACCCCAAGUUGGGGCUACCCGCAAUUUGAGGUCUGGGGUCCUGUUUAAUCAUCCUCCCCAGUCUUCGUUAAAAUUUACAUUCUCCCGAAUAUUCAACGAGAAAACUUCACAAAAAGAUUUUUUUGAUCUAGCUGUCCAAGACACCAUCAAAGAGUUCAUAGAUGGUCAGAAUGCCCUGGUGUUUGCUUAUGGGGUGACCAAUUCGGGCAAAACUUAUACCAUGCAAGGAACACCAUCAGAUGGUGGAGUUGUACCUCGAACUUUCGACGUGAUCUUCAACAGCAUUGUCGAUCGACAGUACAAAGAGGGUGAUCUAAGGCCAAAAUGUUAUUGCGACGUCGAAAAGUUGGAUGAGGAAGAAGUGGCCAGAGAAAAAGUGAACAAGGAGGUCAUCUUGAGACAGACAUCGGGCACCAAUCAGCAGCAACUCUCAACCUGCACCGAUGACCUAACAAUGAACGACGACGAGGUCUCGACAGUGGUUGCCAACCGUCGCCGGGAAGAGGGCACGGUUGCUGUGGCCGCCUCGAGACACGUCAUGUAUUCAGUCUGGGCAAGUUUCGCGGAGAUAUACAACGAGCAGGUGUUUGAUUUGCUGAGAGAGCGUGUCUGCAAGUUAAGGAGGAUAUGCAGGGCAGGCCAUACAUCAAUGGCGAGAUUGAGGGAAGUGAAUGUGAUGUCAGCUGAUGAGGCGUUUAAGUUGUUGGCACUUGGACAGCGAAAUCUUCAAAUGGCCUAUACGAGGAUCAAUGAGACUUCAUCAAGAAGCCACUGCAUUUUCACCUUGAAACUCAUAAAAACAAACAAACAUUGGACAAACAACAAACAAACAAACCUCACCAGCUUGUCAUUAUGCGACCUGGCUGGCAUAGAAAGAAGUUACAAGACACAGAACGUUGGAGACCGAAUAAAAGAGUCGGGCAACAUCAACAACUCCUUGUUCGUUCUCGGAAGGUGCAUCCAGGCCAUCAGGAAGAACCAGAGCAGUACUGGACCGGGGUUCAUUCUACCGCCAUUUCGCGACAGCAAACUGACUCGCCUCUUCCAGCCGUAUUUGAACGGCCGGGGUCGGGCCAAGAUGAUUGUGACGGUCAGUCAGUGUAGAAGCAUGUACUCCGAGAACAUCAAUGCCAUCAAGUUCUCGGCUGUUGCUAAACAGGUUUGGGAAACCUGUGUUUAUGUGUGUUGGAGGAAGAGAGAGAUGAGAGAUAAAUUGAUAAUUUAUUUUCGAAUUUUCGCAUUUCUAACCGCAGAUCACGCUGCUCCCGACCAUUAA
This is a messenger RNA of Helobdella robusta, 1356 nucleotides long. RefSeq lists its product as hypothetical. The coding region runs from base 1 to 1356 and encodes 451 amino acids. The record is from RefSeq and is a predicted model, not a curated record. Gene Ontology annotation, cellular component: kinesin complex; nucleus; microtubule. Lineage: Eukaryota; Metazoa; Annelida; Clitellata; Rhynchobdellida; Glossiphoniidae. The transcript is spliced from 8 exons. Gene Ontology annotation, biological process: microtubule-based movement. Gene Ontology annotation, molecular function: ATP binding; ATP hydrolysis activity; microtubule motor activity.